Molecule: messenger RNA, 2115 nt
Organism: Durio zibethinus
Lineage: Eukaryota; Viridiplantae; Streptophyta; Magnoliopsida; Malvales; Malvaceae
Product: plant intracellular Ras-group-related LRR protein 9-like
Cellular component (GO): cytoplasm
Molecular function (GO): protein binding
Source: RefSeq, a predicted model, not a curated record
AAAGCCUUUUUAGCCUAAAAGAAAAGCGAAAACUUUGGAAAUCAUUCAAACUGUGCGACUCCUAAAAGCUACCAAAAUACGAAGUCCUAUUUUCCCUUUCUCCAGAACCACCGCCCUAAACAUGGAUCCCAACCCGAAAAGCUACCCGCUACUCUCCUACGUUUUCUCCCGCCUCUCAUCCUUUGGACCCUCCAAACUCCCUUCCACACCCAACUCUGAUCCUCCAUUCGACCUCGAACAACCUCCGCCAAUCCACGACCCCUCAGCCUCAUCAUCCUCCACCAACCCUCCCCAAAUGGUGGACCAAAUGCCCUACAUGUCUCAUCCCAAAGUUCUCGCCUCAAUGACCCAUGCAGUCUCCGACGUCGCCCACACCCGCUCCGUUCUCAAAACCCUGGGCCCACGACCCGACCUAGAGUCCGUCGACAUGGCCCGCUCCAAACUCGCCGAGAUCGAGUCCAGCCUUUCCAAAUCCCUAGAAGAACUCGUCCUCUCUCCUCGACCUGUCGAGUUGGAUAGACUCGAGUGGCGGGCCCACUUGGCCGACAAAGAGCAACAGAUUCGACAGCAAGCUGAGAAAGAGAAAUCUAUUUACAAAUCGAUUUUGCAAUUGCACGAAAUGCACGAGGCUUACGGGAAGCUUCUGAAGGAGGCAGAGGAGAUGCUGGUUAAGAUUUAUGAGAAGGCGGGAAAAGUGGCUGAAAAUUCGGGGGAAGUUGAGGAGGCUAAUGUGGAGGUUGUUGGGAUACUGGAGGAAGCGCAAGGGAGAGAAUUGGAAAGAGUGGAUUUGUCUGGAAGGAAGCUAAGGUUUUUGCCCGAAGCCUUUGGGAAGAUUAGCGGCUUGGUUUUGCUUAAUCUUUCCAAUAAUCAGCUCGAGGUUAUUCCUGACUCAAUUGCUGGGUUGGAAAAACUUGAGGAGCUUAAUAUUUCUUCGAAUCUUCUGGAAUCACUACCAGACUCGAUUGGGUUGCUUCAGAACUUGAAAAUCUUGGAUGUCUCAGGAAAUAAACUGAAUGCCUUAACUGACACCAUUUGUCAUUGCAGGUCUUUGAUAGAGUUGAAUGUGAGCUUCAACUUACUGUCAUACUUGCCGACUAAUCUUGGGACUGAAUUAAGAAAUCUGCAAAGGCUUUCAAUUCAUUUGAACAAGAUCCGAUGCCUCCCCACUUCUAUUGGUGAAAUGAGUUCAUUGCACUUUCUGGAUGCUCAUUUCAAUGAACUUUGUGGCCUUCCCGAUGAAAUUGGGAGAUUAACAAAUCUUGAAAUUCUCAAUCUGAGCAGUAAUUUCACUGAUUUGAGGGAACUUCCAGACACGCUCGGUGAAUUGACCAACCUUAAAGAGCUUGAUCUAAGUAACAACCAAAUUCAAGCUCUUCCUGAUACAUUUGGUCGGCUUGACAAGCUGACAAAACUCAAUUUGGAACAAAAUCCUCUUAUCAUUCCGCCUUUGGAAGUAGUAAACCAAGGGGUUGAUGCUGUCAAGGCUUUCAUGGCUAAGAGGUGGCUUGACAUACUUGUUGAGGAAGAAAGAAAGUGCAUGCUAGAAGUAAAUGAACAGGCACAGACUGGGUGGUUGACACGCAGUACCUCUUGGUUGAAGAACUAUGUUUCAGUUGUUGGUGGGAGUGUUUCAGGUUACCUUGGAGCUUCUGGAGGAUCUCCUAGGGACCCUUAUCUUGAUGAGCAGCGAUGAUUUCAUAGUCCACUGUCACUUUCAGUUUGCUGCCAACUUCAAGUAUUGAAGUUUUUCUUAUUUUUCCUUAAGCUUCAAUUCCAUCUUUAGUGUUGAAAAGCUAACAAAUUUUGUUAUUGUUAUGAUUCUCGAAUGUGAGUUUUGUAGGAAAAUAUGGGAAUAACCUUGCUAUUAUUAUUGUUGUAAUCUUUUUUGGUUUAUUGCUCUUAAAUAUAACCACCUCACGUUGAGUAUGAAAUAAACUCAUCAUCAUUAUCAUCUUUAGUAUCUAGUGAGCCAAUAGGUACUCAACUUUAGCUUGUAAAAAAUAAUAUGGUACCCCUAAAUAGUAGUGUUAAAUUUUGGAUUCUUUGCAUUUAUAAUAUAUUUUUGCCUACAAAACAUGUUCAUCGUAUGUUUUAAGUAGUGGAAUUUUUUUUUGU